GAGCUACCUGGAGGGCAGCCUCCUGGCCAGCGGGGCCCUGCUGGGGGCAGAUGAACUGGCCCGCUACUUCCCAGACCGGACUGUGGCCGUGUUUGUGGCCACCUGGAACAUGCAGGGCCAGAAGGAGCUCCCACCGAGUCUGGAUGAGUUCCUGCUCCCUGCCGAGGCCGACUACGCCCAGGACCUGUACGUCAUCGGGGUGCAAGAGGGCUGCUCCGACAGGCGGGAGUGGGAGGCCCGUCUGCAGGAGACCUUGGGCCCCCACUACGUGCUGCUGUCCUCGGCCGCCCACGGGGUGCUCUACAUGUCCCUGUUCAUCCGCAGGGACCUCAUCUGGUUCUGCUCAGAGGUGGAGUGCGCUACGGUGACCACGCGCAUCGUGUCUCAGAUCAAAACCAAGGGCGCCCUGGGUGUCAGCUUCAUCUUCUUUGGCACUUCCUUCCUCUUUAUCACGUCACACUUCACCUCUGGGGACGGGAAGGUGACAGAGCGGCUGCUGGACUACACCAGGACUGUGCAGGCCCUGGCGCUGCCCAGGAACGUGCCGGACACCAACCCCUACCGCUCCAGCCCAGCCGACGUCACCACCCGCUUUGACGAGGUGUUCUGGUUUGGCGACUUCAACUUCCGCCUGAGCGGCGGGCGCGCAGCCGUGGACGCCCUCCUGCACCAGGGUCUGGCGGCAGAUGUGCCGGCGCUGCUGCAGCGUGACCAGCUCCUCCGGGAGAUGCAGAAAGGGUCUGUCUUCAAGGGCUUCCAGGAGGCCGACAUCCACUUCCUCCCGUCCUACAAGUUCGACAUCGGGAAGGACACCUAUGACAGCACCUCCAAGCAGAGGACGCCCUCCUACACGGACCGGGUCUUGUACAGAAGCCGCCAAAAGGGUGACAUCUGUCCAGUGAGGUACUCUUCCUGCCCUGGGAUCAAGACAUCCGACCACCGCCCCGUGUACGGCCUGUUCCGGGUGAAAGUACGGCCCGGGCGAGACAACAUUCCGCUGGCCGCUGGCAAGUUUGACCGAGAGCUGUACUUACUAGGAAUUAAAAGGCGGAUUUCAAAAGAAAUUCAGAGACAGCAAGCACGGAAGACCCAGAGUUCCAGCACUGUCUGCACUGUUUCUUGAAGCCUGCUGGACAAGGACUCACCGAUGCCACGCGGGAGGGCACUGACCGGGAUCCUGAGAAGGCUGGGAGCUGCUGCCUGGUGGCCACUUGCCCUCUGGAGUCCCCACGAGCCGUGGCCGGGGCUGGCCGGGAUGGCAGUGGGGCUGUGGUGACCUGCUCCACCGUGUCAGCAUCCCGCAAGGAGCGAACCCAUCCUGUGACUUGUCCCCACAGGCACAGGUAGACAGCAUGGACCGCCACGCAGCCUCCAGCCACCCUCAGGGGCUAACAUCUGAAUCGGUUCGUCUCAAGCAGCUCCCACUCCCUGGAGGCUGCCGCGGGGCACCCCCUUCCCGCCCACGGGCUCUCCCUUGAUGGCCUGGCUCAAGUCCUCGCGCCCAGAGCAGCAUCUCUAGGUCUGCGGCCUGGCAGCCCCCCACACACCGAGCUGGACCCCUCCACAGUGCAGGAGUCUGGAGGGACGCUGGCCUCAGGCUCCCAGGUACGCCCCAGAGACCGCCUCCAGCACUGUCACCUCUGUCAGGCUGCAGGUCCCUGCAUGGGACUAGCCAGCCUGCGUCCCUGCUUUGAGGGGUCCUAGUUAGAGAGACCACUUCCUGUCUCUUCCCGACAGGCCAAAGCCAGGUGGGAAACGUUUCAUAGUUCUGGUGACUUCAGACCAUCUGCUUUUGAAACCUCAGCCCCAGGUGGACAUCAGUGGAGUGCACAGCCAGUGGGACAACCAGCUUAGGAUGUCCCCACCCCGUCCCCCUGGGCCAGACAAACAUCAUGGUACAGGUCUCCUUAGGGUUUAGAAUUCAUUCUUGCUCUUUGUAUCUUAUCCCAUCUUGGAAAAAAAAAAUGUAGGCUUUGAAUGUGAAAAUCUAGGUACGUCCACUCUAGUCUUUUAAAUUAUUUAUUUUUCCAUAUUUAUAUUUUUAAAUAAAUACAUAUAUUAAAUCCUAAACUUUCUGGCCAAACAUUAAAUCUUAGAAAGAAA
Molecule: messenger RNA, 2103 nt
Organism: Carlito syrichta (Philippine tarsier)
Lineage: Eukaryota; Metazoa; Chordata; Mammalia; Primates; Tarsiidae
Gene: INPP5E
Product: inositol polyphosphate-5-phosphatase E
Exons: 9
Biological process (GO): phosphatidylinositol dephosphorylation
Molecular function (GO): inositol-polyphosphate 5-phosphatase activity
Source: RefSeq, a predicted model, not a curated record